Ochlerotatus camptorhynchus is the source of this 1913-nucleotide messenger RNA. RefSeq names its product acyl-CoA Delta-9 desaturase-like. Gene Ontology annotation, cellular component: endoplasmic reticulum membrane. The record is from RefSeq and is a predicted model, not a curated record. NCBI's taxonomy places the organism in Eukaryota, Metazoa, Arthropoda, Insecta, Diptera, Culicidae. Gene Ontology annotation, molecular function: iron ion binding; stearoyl-CoA 9-desaturase activity. Bases 16 to 1128 code for a protein of 370 amino acids. The transcript is spliced from 5 exons. Gene Ontology annotation, biological process: unsaturated fatty acid biosynthetic process.
GAAAGGGAUUUAAAAAUGGUAGCUAUCACGGCGCUUCCAAGCAGCACCCUACCGAAGAAGAUGGCACCGAACGCCUCGGGUGAUGUUACCGGUGUUCUAAAUGAAACCGACGCCGAUACCGUCGACGGAGGUCUAGCAAAAGACAUCGCCCCCCUGAAGCGAGCCGAGAAGCGCAAGAUCAAAGUCGUGUGGCGAAAUGUGAUCGCUUUCGGAUACCUCCAUUUGGCUGCCGUGUACGGCCUCUGGCUGCUGUUGACAUCGGCAAAGCUGUUGACCGUCGGACUUGCAUUCAUACUCUACGUGGUCUCCGGACUGGGAAUCACGGCCGGUGCCCACCGUCUGUGGGCUCAUCGAUCGUACAAAGCCAAGUUGCCACUGAGGAUCAUUUUGGUCGUGUUCAACACUAUUGCAUUCCAGGAUUGUGCCAUGCACUGGGCUCGCGAUCACCGGGUGCACCACAAGUACUCGGAAACGGAUGCCGAUCCGCACAACGCAACCCGUGGGUUCUUCUUCUCGCACAUUGGCUGGCUGUUGUGCCGAAAGCACCCGGAAGUCAUUGCCAAGGGUCGCCAACUGGACAUCGCUGAUCUGCAGGCUGACCCCGUGCUGCGGUUCCAGAAGAAAUACUACAUGAUCCUGAUGCCCGUGCUGUGCUUCUUACUGCCCACCAUAACCCCUGUCUACUUCUGGAACGAAACCUGGACCAACGCAUGGUUCGUAGCAACACUGUUCCGUUGGACCUUCAUCCUGAAUGCCACCUGGUUGGUGAACAGCGCUGCCCACAAAUGGGGACACCGGCCCUACGAUAGCUCCAUCAACCCAUCGGAGAACAAGACGGUAGCCACAUUCGCAUUCGGCGAGGGAUGGCACAAUUAUCACCACGUGUUCCCCUGGGACUACAAGACGGCCGAACUGGGUAACUACCGGCUGAACUAUACAACUGCUUUCAUCGAUUUCUUCGCCAAAAUCGGUUGGGCGUACGAUCUGAAGAUGGUUUCGAACGAGAUCAUCGAGAGGCGAGUCAAGCGAACGGGAGACGGAACACAUCCAACAUGGGGCUGGGGGGACAAGGAUCAGGACAAGAUGGAGAUCGAGCACGCCAGAAUCAUCAACCGUAAGGAGGAAUAAGCAGGAUGGCGUAGUGUGCACGCGCGCGAGAAGGACCAGGAUGCGAGCGAGAAAGAGAGAACGCGUAUUUUAUUAUCCUCUAUCGGGAACUCACGUGAUUUUUUUUAUUGAUUAAGACAGCGUCUCCCGUGAGGAAAAUGGCUUCCAUUUUCCGAAGAAUACAGAAGACAUCAAGAGAGAACCAGAAGAGUUAGGGGUUUAGCAAUUGAUUCGAGUGAAUUAAUUUUCUUUCUGUUUUCGGCUGAAGUGAGGCCCAUAUUGAAUAUUGAAAAGCUAAAUUGAACUUUAAUCAAUGUCAAGAACAAAGAAUAAAUCAAAUCGUAUAUGUGUGUGUCAGUAUAAAACACAUAUUGAAGAAAAAACCAAUUGAUUCAGGUGUGUUAGGAUCUAAUGCAUAGAAUGAUCAAAACUGUUACUGUUAGAAGCUAACAAUAAAAGAGCCAUGAAACUAAAAAAAAAUAGUGGAAGCUUAUUGGAAUGAGUUUGGUGAUUAAAUUUAGGAAAUAUUUCAAUUGAAAUGGAACAUUUAUUUUACAUUCGGUACAAACGCGGUAACAGUGCACUUUUUUUCCUUUAUUUGGCCUUACUUAUACUCCAAGAAAUCAUGAACGGAAUCCGGAAAUGGUCGAUAUUUCUUUUAGUUUUAGUACUACUCUUAACGGACGACCAUGUUUAGCUUUAGCUUGUGUAAUUUAUUGUUUAGAGCCAAGAAGAUUCAUGCUGUGAAACAUAGUAAACUAAUAGAGGACACUCAGGCAGUGUCAAAGUGGAAGAGUGGAAAUUAA